Molecule: messenger RNA, 2238 nt
Organism: Dicentrarchus labrax (European seabass)
Lineage: Eukaryota; Metazoa; Chordata; Actinopteri; Moronidae
Gene: elac1
Product: elaC ribonuclease Z 1
Exons: 5
Coding region: 109-1218 (369 amino acids)
Cellular component (GO): nucleus
Molecular function (GO): 3'-tRNA processing endoribonuclease activity
Source: RefSeq, a predicted model, not a curated record
AUCACCGUGCGACUGUUUACAGUGAGCGUGGCACACCGCCUCGGCCGUAGCACUGACAGUAUGAAGCCGUAGACAGGUGUGUACCGGUGUAAGUGUAACUUGGAGAGGAUGAGUAUGGAUGUGACCUUCCUCGGGACCGGCUCGGCCUACCCGUCCCCUCACCGCGGGGCCUCGGCCCUGGUGCUGCGGACAGAGGGGGACUGCUGGCUGUUUGACUGCGGGGAGGGGACCCAGACACAACUGAUGAAGAGCCAACUCAGAGCCGGUCGCAUCACCAAGGUUUUCAUCUCUCACUUGCAUGGAGAUCACCUGUUUGGUCUGCCUGGUCUCCUGUGCACUGUGAGCCUCAACACCAACCCGGACCCGCAGCAGAGCCUCAAUCGCGUGGACAUCUACGGGCCCCGGGGCCUCCGGCACUUUCUAAGGGUGACACUUGGCCUCACGGGCUCACAGCUGCUCUUCCCUUAUGCAGUACAUGAGCUGGAGCCUACAACUGACCAGAGUCCAGAAGAGGGACAGCUCAGUCUGGAGAUGACAGCUGAGUGCGGCCCUCUGCACCCACAGGAGCAGCCGGGCAGGACCAUCUCCCUGGAUGUCUCCAGUGACUCUUACCUCCUCUUUGAAGACAAGAAGUUUGUGGUCAAGGCCUUCAGGUUGUUUCACCGAAUCCCCUCAUUUGGCUUUUGCAUUCAGGAGCACGAUCGACCCGGAAGACUGAAGACUGAACUUCUGAAGGAAUUAGGCUUGAAACCAGGGCCGCUUUAUGGACGGCUGAAAGCUGGAGAGCCUGUAACUCUGGUGGAGAGUGGACGAGUCGUUCUGCCUAGUGAGGUACUGGAAGAAGCCAUUUCUGGAAGGAAAGUCUGCAUUUUCGGGGACUGCAGCUCAGUUCUCGGGGAAGGACCACUGAGGUUGUGCAAUGGUGCAGACAUGUUGGUUCACGAGGCCACCCUCGGGAACGAGCACCGAGAGAAAGCCGUGGACCACGGACACAGUACACCUGAAAUGGCAGCGGCAGUGGCUCAGGCUUGCUGUGCGCGGAGGCUGGUGCUGUACCACUUCAGUCAGAGGUACAAGCCCUGCUCCCUGCAGAAGGAAGGGGACGAGGAUGAGGUGUCAGAGCUCAAGAGGCAGGCUGAAGAUGCGCUACAGGACAGCGGUGUAGAAGUGACUCUGGCUGAGGACUUUCUGACUCUGCCCAUUCCUCUCAGAAGAUGAUGGUAGUGACUGAUUUAGCUUUUAUAUUGCCUGUAGUAGAUCAGCAGAGCCAUCUAUGUUUGUAUGUUAAAAAGUAUUUAGUCUUAGCAGUUGUUAACUUCAUACUUGACUGUCUUCAUCAGCAUAUGGAGUCUCCUCAAAUUUCCCCAUGAUUCCGAAACACUUGUAUGACUUCUCAGCCACAUUUGCUUUGAAGUUGAGCUUCAACUUUCACUCUUGACCUUGGAAACAGCAGCUGACAAGGUCCACUUACAUGCAGGCUUUCGCUCAAAUCACACGGCCUUCAUCAGCAGGCGCACCGUCAAGCUCAACUUUUAUGCAAACACGCCCAAAUUCAGAAAUACUUUAUUGAUCCCCGGGGGGGAAUUUGUUGACAACUGGAGCAAUUAACAGGCAGCAUGCACUCUCCUAAAUGGUAAUUUAUGGAAAUUGGAAAUGUUUGCACUUCUACCUACGAUUAUGUAACAACUGAGCAAACUCCUGCUGCUGAUGAAGACUGUGUAUUAUGUUUAAAAACUCCAGAACAAGCAAAUAAGUGACCUUGAGCUGAGUUUUUUUUUUUCCAUGUCCUGUUUCCAAAGUCAAGAAUGAAAUUUUCAAGCUACAUGACAGGUGAAGUCUUUUAAUCAUUAGACCAUGAUGCAUUAAUUAGUAAUUCACAUUCCAUUAAAAAAGGACAAAAUUUGAAUCUAAUUUAUUUAGUAGAAACCCUCCAAUGAAAUUGUAUGAAUAAUCACAUCAUAGGUUUCAGUCUUUCUGGUAUUUUGUUUCAGGUUGUGAUGUUAAGACUGUACUAAAACCCACGAUGUUUCUAUAUGAAUAAGUGAAUUUACAGGUUCUGUGUGAAGGUAAAGAAACAUGCAGUCAUCUCUGAACCUUUUCCAGAGCUUUAUUUCUGGAUCUGUACACAAGGUAUUAAAGUACAACAGAAAAUACAAAAUAAUGUUUAACAAAAGAAAAAAAAACUCAAAUGUUUAUGUACAAUUCUUAUAAACAAUAAAGAUAGCUUCUUGAACAUUU